AUGGAAACUGGCACCCUUGGCAGCAUAACAGAUCUUCUCAAUCCUCUUGAUUCUGUGAACCUGGACCGUUGCAAAACCCUGAAACUAGAAGCCCACGGCCCAUCUCGAUGGGUUUGGGCCUCCACAAAUCACAUGGCUACCAUUUCCUCCUCAGUAUAUGAUCAUAUUAUCUCUUCUGAAGAUUCUGGGGCUCUUUGGAGUGGAUGGAAACAAAUUUGGAAACUCUUUGUCAUUCCAUGUGUGAAAACAUUCAUUUGGAAAAUGGCCCAUGGCAAGCUUACCACGGGCGCUUAUCUUUACACCCUGAACAUUGGACCUUAUGUAAAAUGCUAUUUCUGUGAUUUGGAAGAGGAUUCCAUUGAUCACUCUAUUUGGCGGUGCUCCAAAGUUAAACAUAUUUGGGAUUCUAUCCUUGCUAUGAUGAACAUCAAUUCUCCUGAUUUCCAAUUUCUGAGCUCGGGUAGCUGGUUAACUCUCAAGACCCACAACAGAAUGGAAAAUUUCAAAACCAAAGCCCUUAUUGCUUCUACAGCUUGGCUUAUUUGGAAGGAAAGAUGCAACUGCAUUUUUCAAAACCUCACUCCAAAACUUGGAAACAUUCUUACCAGAGCAAAUGCCUAUUGUGAGGAUUUCUUCUCUGCAUCCGGCAAAAACCAUAGGGAGCUUCUUCGACUUAAUUCUACUUCAAAUUCAAUUUUCAUAUACACAGAUGCCUCUUGGAGAAACAUUUCUCAAUGUGCUGGUCUUGGUUUUAUUAUCAUUACUAACCCGGGGAAAAUCUUAUUGGCAGGUGCUCUGGGUGCUCAUCAUGACUCUCCAAUCAAUGCAGAACUUGAUGCUAUUUGUCAUGCUUUAUCCAUCUGCAGAGAGAGAAGCUGGUUUCCAAAUCGAAUUUUCACUGAUUCCCCGGGUGCUGCGAAGUUGGCUCAAAAUCCUCACCCUUGCAUUGCUUGGCAGUCCACUGGGAUGAUUAUCAAGCUGCGAAACAUCCUCCAUGAUUUCCAAAAUAUUUGCGUAUCAACCAUUCCUAGAGAUGAAAACUUGCUUGCUAAUGAGUUGGUUGUUUUUGGGAGAAUCAAUCCACAUUUAUCUCUCUUCUUCAGGGGCAUGGAUCGCCCAAAUUGGUUGGAAGAAAUAUGCUCUUGUCUCAAUCUUAGUUUUUGA
Dioscorea cayenensis subsp. rotundata (Guinea yam) is the source of this 1164-nucleotide messenger RNA. RefSeq lists its product as uncharacterized. Lineage: Eukaryota; Viridiplantae; Streptophyta; Magnoliopsida; Dioscoreales; Dioscoreaceae. The record is from RefSeq and is a predicted model, not a curated record. The transcript has 2 exons. Gene Ontology annotation, molecular function: nucleic acid binding; RNA-DNA hybrid ribonuclease activity. The coding region runs from base 1 to 1164 and encodes 387 amino acids.